Messenger RNA from Coregonus clupeaformis (lake whitefish), 1131 nucleotides. RefSeq lists its product as uncharacterized. Gene Ontology annotation, cellular component: membrane. NCBI's taxonomy places the organism in Eukaryota, Metazoa, Chordata, Actinopteri, Salmoniformes, Salmonidae. Gene Ontology annotation, molecular function: N-acetylgalactosaminide beta-1,3-galactosyltransferase activity. The coding region runs from base 100 to 1113 and encodes 337 amino acids. The record is from RefSeq and is a predicted model, not a curated record. The transcript has 4 exons.
CUAUACUUCUACUCUUUGGCUUUAUCCACAAUCAGAGGAGAAUAGUACCAAUCUUGUAAAACAUUUUUGUGUGAACAGGGUUUGGUCUGAAAGAGGGGAAUGAUGACCACUCUUUCACAUGUACCCUUUGUGUCUGGGCUGUGUAUAGGAUUUCUGUCUAUUCAAUACUUUGUUUACUCAGACCACAGCACUGCAAAACCAGCUGUUUUCUCACUGGGUAACUCCAGUGGAGUUCAUUAUGACAAAAGGGUUCCAAGACACAUACACUCAGAUGAGGACAGGAGUGUUGCAGCCAACCUGUCCCAAAAUGUACGACUACUAUGUUGGAUCAUGACUGGGCCUAAGAACCUGGAGUCCAGAACCAAACACAUCCGGGCCACCUGGGCCAAACGAUGCAACAAAAUCCUCUACAUGAGCUCAGUGGAGACAGAAUUCCCCACGGUGGGGCUCAACGUAACCGAGGGAAGAGACCAGCUCUACUGGAAGACCAUCAGAGCCUUCCAGCACAUCUACCAAAACCACCGCAACGAGUACGACUGGGUCCUCAAAGCCGAUGAUGACACGUUCAUGGUCAUCGAGAACCUCCGAUACACAUUGUCCAAACAGGACCCGGAGAAGCCUGUAUACUUUGGGCGAAGGUUCCGCCCGUUCGUCCACCAGGGUUACAUGAGUGGUGGAGCCGGCUAUGUCCUCAGUAAAGAAGCCGUCAGAAGGUUCAUCGAGGGAUUCAACACUGGGAAAUGUUCCCACAUCUCCACCAUAGAAGACAUGGCUCUGGGGAAGUGUAUGGAGACAAUGGGUGUGGAGCCGGGGGACUCUAGAGAUGUGAAGGGAAGGCAGACGUUUCAUCCCUACCCACCACACAACUACCUCAUCAAAGAGCCACCCAGAAAACGGCCCUGGUAUCUCUUAUACGACCACUACAAACCCAGAGAGGGCCCAGAAUGUUGUUCAGAUCACGCCGUAUCAUUUCACUACAUCUACUCUGUAGAGAUGUACACCCUGGAAUACCUCACCUAUCAUCUACGGCCCUAUGGAUACAAGUACAGGUACAACCCUGAUGCUGCAGCAGCUGAAAUUGAGAGUAACCCCACCACACCUGUCUCUGCUUAACACAGAGAUAUCACAGAA